GGAAGAGGCAAGUCUCAGGGCCUGCGAGGCCUCCUGUAAUUGUGACGAUGUGAGUGUGGACGGGGUCUGGUCCAGGGGACUCGGUGCAGCAGGGAGCCUGUUCCUGGGGUUCCCGCGUGGAAACGCAGGUCUGUUUACACCCGAGUUUGCAGGUGUGGCAUGUCCCUAGGUGUCCAUGCGCUCUCUCGUCUCUCCUGUAGCUCCAGGGAGGCUUCGUCUCCGAGGCACCACUGAGCCGACCAAGUCUGUCUGGACCUUGGGAAGCAGGAGGUGCUUGCUGGGCAGGAUGGAGUGGCAGGUGCUGGUGCUGGCCGCCUGCCUGGGCUUGGCUGACCCGGCCUCCGCGGACUGUGCCGCCCAGUGCUCCGCGUGUGCCGCGCAGACCCAGGAUGCAGAGCAGAGCAUCAACCCGCUGAUCUGUGCGCUGGAGUGCCAGGGCUCCUUGCUGUCCGGCGCCGAGUGGGAGAGGUGCCAGGGUGCCCUGUCCCUCCUCACCCCCUUCCUGGCAGCAGCGGAGGGAAAGGACCUGUCCCCACUGGAGGCGGAGGCCGACGGGAGCCCUGGCCUGGCGGAGAUGUCCGGCGGCCCCGUGAAGCGCUACGGCGGCUUCAUGAAGAAGCUGGACAAGAACAAGAUCUUCUCCCUGCUGCGCGAGAACGCGCACAGCAAGGGCGGCCUGCACAAGACGUACGGCGGCUUCUCCCGCAAGCUGGGCGAGCGGGAGGCCUUGGAGAUGGCCGAGGACGACCCGGCGCUGGAGCCCGGGGACGAGCCCAAGGAAGGGGGCCUCAAGGACGAGAUGAAGCGCUACGGCGGCUUCCUCCGCAAGUACCCCAAGAGGAGCUCGGAGCAGGCGGCCGAGGGCGGCGGGUCGGAGCCGGAGGACCUGCACAAGCGCUACGGUGGCUUCAUGCGCCGCAUCCGCCCCAAGCUCAAGUGGGACAAUCAGAAGCGCUACGGCGGCUUCCUGCGGCGCCAGUUCAAGGUGACGACACGGUCAGACGAGGACCCCAGCGUCUACUCGGGGGAGGUCUUGGACCUAUAGAGCCCCCCACACCCGACACGUUUCCUGUAGGGACUGCACCGCUCAUCCCGGCCCGUGUCCCCCCGCGCUCAGCCAGGCAGCGCAGGUCUUGCGCUCCAUAGACAGGGACGGUCACCACCCAGCUGCUGCUUCCCCAACGAGCCAGAGGUUCAGGGUCGGGCGGGGGCUGCGACCUGCAGCCUUCCCCGCUGGGCUGUCUGCCGCCGUUCUGGGAUUGGGACCCGCCUGUUCCCAGCACCGGACAGGCAGCCCCAGACCCGGGUUGAUUUCAGUCCCUUUGCCCAACAGCCGUUGUUAGGAGAUGGCCCAAGCCAACCCGCCGUGCCCGCCUGUGCAACACCCCACGCCCGGGAGAAGUGUUGGCCUGCGUCGAAACCCCCCGGGGUGACCCCUUCGGUCUGUAACGGACCAAACCGGCGCACCAGGUCCAAAUGCCCCCGGGCUGGGAUGCAGCUCCAGGUCUGACCCACCACGGUAUCCCCUCUGCAGAGGCUCGAGCACGGCUGCUGCAGCUCGCUUCAAACACGGAGCAGUGGCCUUCCUGCUGUUCCUCCUUGGCUCCAUUCGUGCCGUUCCCUCUGCUGCGCUUGCGCACGCUGCACCCCACUCUGCGUCUCUGAGGGGAGAGGGUUUGUCCUCCGCUGACCUGGUUUUGCUCCAGCUCCAUUGCAGCCGCGUGGCUUUGCCAGGCACCAUGAUGGAGGGAGAACAAAGGGGUCACCUUCAUGACGCCCCGAUUUGAUCUCUGCACUGCUGCCCCUGGGGGGUCUCUGUGCCCAGGCAUGGAGCAAGGGGAAGACGUCCUGCUGCUGGCACUGCCCUAUUCUUUGUGCCCCGGCGAGGCUGGCACACAUGGGAUCAGAGCUGCUGGUAAUUAGGCGCCACUUUGAACGCCCUUCGCAGUCUCCAUCCUAUCGCGUGCACCCAGAGGGGAUGCUGCUCGCACAGAUCAAAGCAUGGGGCCAGCGCUGAAAGCCAGACUCGUGGCCUGAUGCUGCCAGCCAGCACGCCGCUCUCUCCCCGCGAGCUCUCAGACGCAGCCGGCCCACAGAGACCCCCACGAUUUGGAUGGGACAGUCGUAUGUCUCCAUUGCAGUCCAUGGGGUGAGCCUGGGGCCAGUUUGCCGAGGGAAAGGGGUCAGGAUCCAGCUUACCCUAGGGGGGUCACUGGCUGGGACCGGAAGGGGUAGCAGAGCAUUUCCAUUUCCCAUUGAUAACGGGCAACGGAAGCCCCCCGGCCAUGGGGGCCGCCGAGGUUGGGGUACCGUGGGGCCGCACUGCCUGGCUGAGCCCCUGCCACCCCCCGCAGUCGCUCGCUCCCUUGUGCUGUUUGUGAAGCGUGCAGGUCACCCGGAGUCUGCCUCCGGUCCCUUUUUUUUUGUUAUUUGGUUUACAGGGAUCAAUAAACGCCGACGUC
Molecule: messenger RNA, 2462 nt
Organism: Gavialis gangeticus (Gharial)
Lineage: Eukaryota; Metazoa; Chordata; Crocodylia; Gavialidae
Gene: PDYN
Product: prodynorphin
Exons: 3
Coding region: 176-1045 (289 amino acids)
Biological process (GO): chemical synaptic transmission; neuropeptide signaling pathway; sensory perception
Cellular component (GO): plasma membrane; dendrite; axon terminus
Molecular function (GO): opioid receptor binding
Source: RefSeq, a predicted model, not a curated record